This is a messenger RNA of Anopheles bellator, 3661 nucleotides long. RefSeq names its product ectonucleoside triphosphate diphosphohydrolase 5 (gene NTPase). Gene Ontology annotation, molecular function: UDP phosphatase activity; GDP phosphatase activity. Gene Ontology annotation, biological process: nucleoside diphosphate catabolic process. Gene Ontology annotation, cellular component: membrane. The record is from RefSeq and is a predicted model, not a curated record. The transcript is spliced from 4 exons. The coding region runs from base 419 to 1813 and encodes 464 amino acids. Lineage: Eukaryota; Metazoa; Arthropoda; Insecta; Diptera; Culicidae.
UGUUGCGUGGUGGUGGGUCGCUUCGUGAAAAGCAGCAAAGGAGCGAAAGUUAUUUUCCGUUUUCGUGCCCGGUUUCGUCCGUCGCGGUCGAGUGCAAACAUUCAGGCAGUUGCGUCAGACAGAUAGUUUAUUUUAGCACCGUUAGCGGUACGGCCGCACUUCCGUCUUGCCUCGUCAACGCAACAACGCAUACACACGUACAUAUCUCGAGCGUUGGCGAAGUGCCCUCUCCGUAAUCCGCAACAGGCUGAAUGACCUUCGGGAGGCCAGUUUGGAGCGUGCGAUAGCCUAAAGCGAGAAUCUAUUUCCCGGCGACCACCGGUAGCCGCCUCAACGAACGAUGCUUUCCACUACCGGAGAGCCGUUUGCAUUUCUGUUGAAUUUUUGAUAAGACAACGAUCCAUCGUUCCGGCCGACAAUGGGUUACGAUUAUGAGCUGUUGCAGCAGCAAGAUUCCUCCGAGCGAACACAACCGCCGGCGGGAGCACGCCGAAAAGGUGGUUCCGGCGGAGCCAAGUCGGCCGGCAGCAACCUCCGUUUUUCGUUUAUCUGCCUCGUGGUCAGUGCCUCGCUGCUGAUCUUCCUGCUCGGUGCCUACACAGAUUCGUUCCAUCCGAUCAUCGAUGGCAUUGCCGGCCGGCUUGGGUACCACGAGAAAAUCUACGCCGUCGUAAUUGAUGCCGGCUCGACGGGGAGCCGCGUGUUGGCGUUCGAGUUCCACCAUGGUUACCUCGAUGGGCGGCUCGUCCUCGACUACGAGCUGUUUCAGCAAUCCAAACCGGGCCUAUCAGCGUUUGCCGAAAGGCCGCUCGAUGGGGCCGCCAGCAUCGGAAAGCUGCUUGAUGCCGCCAAAGGAGUAGUGCCUUCUGAAAAACUAUCUCAAACUCCGCUCGUCCUGAAGGCGACGGCCGGGUUGCGAUUGCUGAAGCCCGAACAGGCGGAAGCUCUGCUUGCUGCCUGCCGGGAACUGUUCCGCACGUCCGGGUUCCAGGUGGACGGCCAGGCGGUGGAAAUCAUGGACGGUACGGACGAGGGUAUCUUUUCAUGGUUCACCGUGAACUUCCUGCUGGGCAAGCUGAACAGUCGCAGCACGGUAGCGGCACUCGAUUUGGGAGGCGGCAGUACGCAGGUCACUUUUGCACCGAAGGACGUUUCGCAGACGCCACUGUACGCCGCAUUUAUGCACCGAGUUCCAACGCUCGACUCGUACGUUGAGGUGUUCACAAACAGCUACCUCGGCGCCGGACUGCACGCGAUACGGCACGCCGUAUUUACGCAUCGGGUGGCCGAGAAUGAGACGAAGCUGGCAAGCGAAUGUGUUAAUCCGAUCAUCAAGAACAAGCUGUUCCGCUACGGAACCGGUCAGUACUAUGUGAGCGGCAAGGAGAACCCGAGGGCAACGGCCGAAAACCCGGUAGUCGAUUACGAGCAGUGUGCGGCCAUCGUUAGAGAGAAACUGUUGCCGACACUGAAACCCAAACCGGUCACGCUGAAGCAGCACGAAAUUUCGGCCUUCAGUUACUUCUUUGAUCGUGCGAUCGAAACGGGGCUCGUUGACCCCAUGCAAGGUGGUGAAACGACGGUCGGCGAGUUUGUCAGCAAAUCGAGAGAAGUGUGCGCCGAGGCGAACACGGAUCAACCGUUUAUGUGUGUCGAUCUCGUCUUCAUCUCUACGCUGCUUGAGGAAGGCUACGGAUUGAAGGCAAAAACACCGCUCAAGCUGUACAAAAAGAUCGAUGGACACGAAAUAUCGUGGGCGCUGGGAUGCGCAUAUAAUAUACUGACAAGCCGAGAAAGCGCUAACAAAAAAUAGGGAAGGCAACACGACGUGCCCUUGAUAUCACGCUGCAUUUUCAUCCUGCAGUUACGGUGAAGAAAGAGUGAACACACGCCCAGAAGCAGGACGUACGAUCAUUGGACGGCAGAAAAGAGAUUGCUUUUCUGUGCUUAAUUAACUGUCUAGCUAAUGGCAUAACGAGUGAUCGAGCAUCCGACACGAUAACACAAUCAGAUAACUAUCGCCCACCAACGGAUAGAACGCAGUGCAUCAACGAAACGAUAGCUCCUCGGAAGGAAAGAAAGUACAGAGCAGAGAGAGAUAUUAUUUUUACAUCUGAUAUACACACGCAGGAUUGCAACUUUUUACAAUCAUCAACUUAACUAUUUUAUGCGACUACAGAUCCACGUCACGGAUUCAAUGGAAGCGAGCGGAAGAAGAGCUGAAGUGGGAAAUUUUUAUUCGAUGGACGAAAUGAACUUUACACUAAGCAGGUUGAGGUGACGAAGACGAAGGAAUCCGAUUGUUAUACAAAGGCACUUUAUUUCAAGGAAAGUGUUCAGCCACGCACUGUGAAACUAUUUUAUACACAACACGCGAAUCAAUCUACCAACCGAACGAAAUUUUACCAGCGAAAACGUGCGCCAUAAAGUGCGUGCACUGUUUAAAACACGAUGCCUUUGUUUCUGGUGUGUUUUUAUGCUGCCAAAAGACAUACGCUCCGGUUCUGGCACGCCCGGCCGCAGCAGCUUUUUCCAUUACUUUCGAGAGUGGAAUGGAAUUUUAACGGAAUACUAACGAACAGAAACUAGUGGAAAGUCUUUGCAAAUCUUUUUGUAAUAAUCUAAUAUCCAAAAUGUGCCUUGUUUACGUGACAUGAAGAAAACGCAACGAUAUCAGUACGAUCAGGCGAUCGAGUAGAAGGAAAGACGAGAGAAACGUUUCAAAACCUCAGCAAUAAAACGUCAGUCAGUAUAUCAUUUUAGAUAAUUCGUAGCAAAUAGAUCGCAAUUAGCACCGAGCCGUGCUUCUUGCUCCGAGAAGGAGGGACAGGUAGAUGUGUAGAUCAAUGGCAACUUCGAUGAGCGAUAGUUAAGCAUGAAGGUAAAGGAAGUAACCUCCCACCGUGAGGCUAUCGUAGAAACUGAAUGUUAAUGUGUUACACUGGCUAGAUACCUUUAUUGCACCGAUCCCAUUUCCGCACAAAACCCACCCUUCAAAGUAGCGCAUUUUGCCAAUACUGACAAAAUGGCAAUCUAUUGGCACACUCCAUCCGAUGCGGCACGUCUGUGUGUUUGCGUGUGUAUGAUAUUUUGUCCUUCAUCCUAUUGUUGUUGUUGAUGUUGUUAAAUGGAAAAUGGCAAUACACUUAGAGAAGUAACCCUAACGAGCCAGCCUACGUUGUGGGCCGUAUUGCGCUCCUAAUGCGAGCGGUCACCGUUCGCACACUGUCACAUUCCCUUUCCACCAUAACACGUUACCGCCCGUCAUUGUCGAUGGACAAUCAAGGAUUUAGCACCCAAAUCGUUUCCGCGUAUAUUUGUGUGCGUAUCAUCAUCAGCACCUUGCUAUGCCCUUUUAUAUGCACAAGAGUUCACUUUAGAUGAUAACGAACAUACUAGAUGGCAAACGUGCGUUUAUGUCAGUUUAUGUCGAUUCUAGGCGUAGUUCUUAGUAGGCGUGAGCACGUACCGCCUUCGCGUGACAGCAUACUAAGUAGCAGAGUAGUGAAGUGAAGGAGUUAGGAAAAGUAGUACCGUUAACGUUUCAUCAGUACGACGAGACUCACUGCGAGUGAGACAAAUGUUUGUGGUGGUGAGAUCCGUGUGAUAUAAAGAGAAAUUUUCCGACAAAUCUGACGAAAUUGUGUAUAAGUCAUUUUCU